AAGGGGAAGAUUACUCUUAGGGAAGCAAAAUGGCCUCUUCCAUGUUCACUAAAAAAAUAUGUGCAUCAUGUUAUUUAUCUGCACAUCAUUGGAAAACUACAAUAAGACACUCAUCAGCCACAUACUAUGUUCUUCUUCCUGAAGUUCCUCCAGAUACGCCUGAAACUAAUGCUAUCAUGCGUUUUAGAAAUCCAGCAUAUUCUACACUAAGACCAGAUGGCUGCGUAACGGGACCAGCAAAACUUUCAAUACAAUAUGAAACAAAACUUGGAAAUCUUAUUGAAAAACUGAAAGAUCCUAAAGAUGAAAAGACUUUUGAGAGUGUCUUUGAACCAAUUGAAAGAGCAGAUGUUCCAUUGAGUUAUGCAUACAACACUGUUAAACUUUUUUACUUUAUCAAGAAAAAUACAGACUUUGAGAAGGCUUUUUUACGGAUGAAUCCGCAAGUGGAAAAAGCCAGAGCGGAGCGUUGGUUAAGUGAAACCUUGUACGAUUCAGUCAAGGAAGUAGCAGCAAACCGCUCUAAUCUAAAUGAAUAUCAACAAAGAUUAAUAGAUAUCUAUCUGCUAGAAGCAAGGAAACAUGGUGUAGAACUUGGACCUAAAAAAAAGGAAUGUACUGACCUGAUCAAAAUGAUGAAAGGAUUUGCUGUUUAUUUCAACCGAAAUGUUCAUUUGUGUACAAAAAUGUAUUCUGAUGUUAUAAAUAACUUUUCUUACAUCAAAGAUCUACCCCAUUCUGUGAUAACCCAUAUAGCAGCAGACAGAUCAAAUCCAACUCAAGGGCCUUGGACUAUUACCUUGGAUCCUCCUGUAUAUCUUAGUGUUUUAAAUAGUUGUUCUGAUAGAAUAACAAGAUAUAAAGCAUGGAUUGCUUAUAAUACAAGAUGUGGUGUUGAAUUUCAUAAACGAAAUGUAGACAAUAAACAGUUACUGAAUGACAUAUUAUUAUAUAGAGAUGACUAUGCUAAGUUGUUGGGUUAUGGAAAUUAUGCAGAACUGUCAAUGGAAAAUAAAAUGGCAGGAUCUCUUGAAAAUGUUUUAACAAUGCUUGAGACGUAUAAGACCAAAAUUGGACCUAUAGUUAAUGAGGACAUAGCCGAACUUCAGCAGUUUGCUUCAUCAAAGGGCUUUGAUGGAAAAUUAGAAAUGUGGGAUGUUCAAUAUUGGAGAACAAGACAUAGAAAUCAUAUCAUUGGUUCUGAUUUAGAUCAUAUAUCCGAAUAUUUUCCUUUUGAAACCGUGUUAGAAAAGUUGUUUGCCUUUUUUAAUCUGUUAUUUGGAAUAACAAUUAGGGAAUCAAAUAGUAAAAUAGAUGUAUGGAGUGAAGAUGUAAGAUAUUUUAAUGUGUAUGAUGAAAAUGAUGAAGAAGUAGCAUCAUUUUACAUGGAUCCUUAUGCAAAGAAUGGUAAGAUGUCCUAUAAAAUGAGUGUAGCUAGAGAUAGAAGUGAUCUUGUUGGGACAAAACCAUUGUCGUAUCUCUGUCUAGAUCUAGACCCUCCACUCACCAAGAAUACCCCAGUAGUGAUGAACUUUCAAGAUUUAUAUUAUUUAUUAAAAGAUAUGGGUCUUGGUUUACAACAACUGUUAACUAAGGUGCCAUAUUCUGAGUUGACAGGACAAAAAAAUAUGGAACUUGAUGCUGUAGAUAUUUGUGCUAAUGUUAUGAAAAGAUGGUGUUUCCAACCUCAGUUUUUACAGAAUAUUAGCAGUCAUGUUGAAACUCAGAAACAGAUGCCACUAGAGCUAGCAGAAACUUUAAUUAAAGACCGCUAUCAUUUUAGACGAUAUAACUUUACAAAUUUACUCUACUUAAGUGCUCUGGAUAUGGAACUGCAUGUUAGUCAAGAUGACUGGUCUGACAUCAUGACGAGAAUAUGGAAAGAGUAUAUGCCAUUACCGUUAAAUAGAGAGGAUACUCAUCCAUACUCCUUUGUAGACAUUAUAUCAGGGGGAUAUGAGGCUGGAUUUUAUUCUCACGUAUGGUCUAAUAUGAUAGCUGCUGAUAUUUUUGAAGCUUUUAAAGAAGUUGAUCAUAAUAAACCAGAACAAAUACGAGAUAUUGGUAAAAGAUUUCGGGAUACAUACUUGUCAUUAGGUAGUGGUAUUCCAGCUGGUGAAGUAUUUAGGAGAUUCAGAGGUCGUGACCCUUCUCUUGAUGCUUUGUUAGCUGAAUAUGGUGUCUCAACAGAUUGAACUAUAUAUGAAAGUUGUGUUUCCAUGGUGGUUUAACAUGGUUUUACUGGUGUUAGAACCAUCAUGAAAAUCUGCUAUUGUAGAGGUGAAAAACAAAACUAGAAGCGUGUGGUGAUUCAAUGUACAAUUAUUUUUAAAAGAAUAUUGAAUAUAACUUAAGUUAGAAUGUUACAGAAGCAUUACAAAAGAAAUACCUACUUGUGAUUUGGCCUAAACAUAACCAAUGCUGUUUUCGUUACUACUCAUAUUUCAUGUAAACAUCAGUUUCAAAUAGAAUUCAUUACCGUUGGGUAUUUGUCUUUCCUACUUAAGAACUCGGCAUCACUGAAGUAUCCUGAGUUCCUGACUUGUGACAUUAAUGGAAAGAUGGCAGAGAAUUAUGAAAUAAUGAUUGCUACAGUUUUUCAAAUUAGAAAGCAAGCAACCUGUCCAUAUUGAAAUAAAGAAAUGGGCACAAACAAAUGGUCAGCACGACUUGCAAGUUGGAAACAUUAGUUUCUUCAAAGUUAACAAAUACAGUCUAUAACUAAUUAUGCAUUUGAAAUUUGUUUCAACCAAUACAUUCCAUGUACAAGAAAAGCUGUAGUCUGGGGUUGUGCUCGGGAAUGAUGAAUUGGCAGAAAGAAAGAGGAAGAAAAAAAGUGUGCAUAUGAAUAUCUCCCCAGCAUAACCAAGGACAAGGGCUUUCUGGAACAUAUAUGUAUACCAUUUAAUUAUAGUUUAUUAUAAGUUUACAAUGCCCUUCUAACCAUGCAUUAUAAAGUUUAGAAUUCCCCCCUAAGAAAGCUUUAUAAAGUUUAGAAUAACCUGUGUGAGUAAAUGCAGUUGUGGUUCGUCUGUAUUUUCUCACACAGGUUAUUCUUAAAUGAUGAGCCCUGUAAGCUGGUGAGCUGGUUAUUUCACAUACAGAACUAUCUUCUAAGAUCAAUGGAAAUAUCAUAGGUUUAUAUAAUAUAUUACAAUGGAAAGUUCCAUUUAUAGCAAGCAAAUUGUGCUGUUAGUGGUAAUAGGUUACCGCCAUAAUAACAAGAAUGAAUUUGUAUAUUUAAACUCUUAUACUGUACAAUAAAUUAUUGUAUAAUUGUGAAAUAAACAUUUUAUUCUCAUGA
Patella vulgata (common limpet) is the source of this 3304-nucleotide messenger RNA. RefSeq lists its product as uncharacterized. Gene Ontology annotation, molecular function: metalloendopeptidase activity. Bases 30 to 2195 code for a protein of 721 amino acids. Gene Ontology annotation, biological process: proteolysis; peptide metabolic process. The transcript has 18 exons. NCBI's taxonomy places the organism in Eukaryota, Metazoa, Mollusca, Gastropoda, Patellidae. The record is from RefSeq and is a predicted model, not a curated record.